This is a messenger RNA of Entrophospora candida, 129 nucleotides long. The record is from the annotation of a GenBank genome assembly. NCBI's taxonomy places the organism in Eukaryota, Fungi, Glomeromycota, Glomeromycetes, Entrophosporales, Entrophosporaceae.
AUGAGAAAUUCAUUAAAUACAGUAACUUUAGAUAUGUUAAUGCAAGUAUCUUUGGAGGGUCCACCAAAUAAAGAAUUUGAUUUCAAUAGAGCAUAUACUAUAUGGAAUUCAAUGAAAAAAAGAUAUGGA